This is a messenger RNA of Engraulis encrasicolus (European anchovy), 3944 nucleotides long. RefSeq names its product villin-like (gene vill). Gene Ontology annotation, molecular function: phosphatidylinositol-4,5-bisphosphate binding; actin filament binding. Lineage: Eukaryota; Metazoa; Chordata; Actinopteri; Clupeiformes; Engraulidae. Bases 99 to 2687 code for a protein of 862 amino acids. Gene Ontology annotation, cellular component: cytoplasm; actin cytoskeleton. The record is from RefSeq and is a predicted model, not a curated record. Gene Ontology annotation, biological process: cytoskeleton organization; barbed-end actin filament capping; actin filament severing. The transcript has 21 exons.
UAUAUCAGAGAGGAUAGCAGUCGACUUGACAGUCAUAUAGAGGGGCAGUGAUCACUCGACCUCACACAGACCCGCAGCUUCAAGCUAAAGAGCUCCAAAUGAUGACAGAGGAAGCAUCAGACGUGGUGAGGAGCAUCAGGAAGAAGCCUGGCCUGCAGAUAUGGACCAUCAACAGAAUGCGGAUGGUGCCGGUGCCUGAGAAAGCCUAUGGGAACUUCUUUGAGGGAGACUGUUACGUCGUAAGCACUGCCUCCUCCUCCUCGUGUGAUAUCCACUACUGGAUUGGCUGCAGCUCGUCGCAGGAUGAGCAGGGGGCGUCGGCCAUCCUGGUGUCCCAGCUGGAUGAGGCGUUGGGGGGAAGUCCAGUGCAGCACCGCGAGGUCCAGAAUCACGAGUCACCGCGCUUCAGGAGCUAUUUCAAGAAUGGACUCAUCUAUAAGAAGGGCGGUGUGGGUUCUGGGUUCCAGCACGUGGAGACUAACGCCUACAACAUCCUCAGACUGCUGCACGUCAAGGGCACCAAACACAUCACAGCCUCUGAGGUGGAGGUAUCCUGGAAUAGCUUCAACAAGGGAGACAUCUUCUUGUUGGACAUGGGCAAAGCCAUCGUGCAGUGGAAUGGACCGCAGAGCAACAGGAGAGAGAGACUCAAGGCUGUGCUUCUGGCUCAGGACAUCCGUGAUCGUGAGAGGGGGGGUCGAGCCCAGAUCGGGGUGGUGGAAGGGGCGCGCGAAGAAGACAGCCCGGAGAUGAUGAAGGUGAUGAGGGCAGUGCUGGGUCAGAGGUCAUCGGUGCUGAGAGAGGCCAUACCUGAUGAUAUGCCAGGAGUGGGACAGAUGGGUACUGUCCGCCUUUACAGUGUUUCAGAUGACAGGGGUCAGCUGAUGGUGCAGGAGGUGGCCAGUCAACCCCUAACUCAGGACCUGCUCAGAUCCACUGACUGCUACAUCAUAGACCAGGGAGGGAUGUGUGUGUACGUGUGGAAGGGGAAGCAUGCGUCUAGAGAGGAGAGGCGGACUGCCAUGUCCAGGGCCGUGGGUUUCAUCAAGGCCAAGAACUACCCAUCAUCUACGGGCGUGGAGGUGAUGGCGGAGGGGGGCGAGUCGGCCAUGUUUAAACACCUCUUCAAGAAGUGGAAGGAAGAUGGCCAGACCCUGGGGCUGGGGAAGGCCUACACCAUGAACAAGAUUGCCAAGGUAGACCAGGUGAAGUUUGACGUGAUGGAGCUGCAUGCCCGACCGGAGAUGGCAGCUCAGGAGAGGAUGGUGGACGACGCCUCAGGGAAGGUGCAGAUCUGGCGUAUUGAGCAUCAUGAGCUGCAGGAGCUGCACCCCAGUUCCUUUGGCCAGUUCUACGGGGGAGACUGUUACCUGGUGCUCUACACCUACCUGAGGGCCAACAGGCCACAAUACAUACUCUACAUGUGGUUGGGCCGGCAUGCCACACAGGACGAGAUAACUGCAUGUGCCUAUCAUGCGGUUGCCGUUGACAACCGCUAUGACGGGGCGCCAGUGCAGGUGCGGGUGACGAUGGGGAAGGAACCGCGACACUUCCUGGCCAUCUUUAAAGGCAGACUCAUCAUCUAUGAGGGUGGCACAGGUAAGGCGGGCGUGGUGAGCGUGUCGACGACUGGUGCUCGCCUGUUCCAGGUGCGUGGCACUGACCAGUACAACACCCGGGCCAUCGAGGUGCCGGCCCGCGCCGCCUCCCUCAACACCAACGACGUCUUCCUCCUCAAGACCGACCACGUGGUCUACCUGUGGUACGGCAAGGGCUGCAGUGGUGAUGAGCGUGAGAUGGGGAAGCGCGUGAGUGAGCUCCUCACUAAACAGGACAACCAGGUGGUGAUGGAGGGGCAGGAACCAACAGCCUUCUGGGUGGCACUCGGAGGCAAAGCACCCUACGCCAACGACAAGAGGUUCGAGAGGCAGGAGCCUAUGCAUAGCCCGCGCCUGUUCGAGUGCUCCAAUCAGACGGGCCGAUUUGUCAUGACGGAGGUGUACAACUUCGCCCAACAGGACCUGGACCAGGACGACGUCAUGCUACUGGACACCUGGCAGGAGAUCUUCCUGUGGAUUGGCGGCUCAGCCAACCAAUACGAGACAGAGCAGGCAGGAAACAGCGCUCUGGAGUACCUGAGGACACACCCAGCGGGGAGGGACUUAGAGACGCCAAUCAUCUCCAUCAAGCAGGGAUUCGAACCCCUCACUUUCACUGGCUGGUUCAACGCCUGGGACCCGCACAAGUGGAGUGGAGGUCUGUCCUACGAGGAGAUGAAGAGGAAACUAGGAGACACCGGCUCCAUCAAUCAGAUCACUCUGAACAUGGCCAACACCAGCCUCCACCGCCUUGACAGUACUGAGCUGAAGUACGGUGCCCCAGGAGGGCCAAUUCCAAUUGGAGUCGGAGGCAGUCCCCCUCCUGCCUACAAAGUCCAGGGCCACGGCAGCCCCUUCUAUGGCAUGGGCAUCAGUGCUCCCGCCGCAAAGAACUCUGGGAGUUGGAGUCCUGAGUACCUGCUGCAUAAGGCGCCCAGUGAGCUGCCGGUGGGGGUGGACUCCAACAGGAGAGAGGACUACCUGUCGGAGGGUGACUUUGAGAGAAUCCUGGGGUGUACGCGAGGCGACUUCCUGAGACUGCCCAAGUGGAGACAGAUGGACAUGAAGAAGAAGGCGGGGCUCUACUGAACAGGACCACGCCCCUUUCAUGCAUCACUACUGCAUGAUAGAGAGAUAGAGAAGUAGACAUAUAGAGACAGAGAUACAUAGAUACAUGUACGUAGAGGUAGAUCGAUAGAGGCAUUGAAAUAGAGCUAGAGACAGAGAACUAGUACUUUAUUUAUGUUCAUUCUGGUACGGUAGAUAAAAAGAGAGCCACUGGAAGACAGAGAGAUAGAUAGUAGACUAGGCCUACUUUAUUUAUGCUGACAUUGCUGUUUGUAGGCAGAUGGAUUCUGUUUGAGACAGUUCAUUUGGCUGCAUGGAAAGGCAUUAUUGACACUGAAAGAUUACAACAUAGCGAGCUAAGGCUACUAUAGGUAUUUGUGUUCAUGUGGUACAAGUAAAAAGAUAGAGCUACUAGGCUACUUUAUUUAUGGUUACAUGGCUGUUAGGGCACUCUGCCACAGUGUACUAGUUUGCUAACACUGAUCAUCCCUCCCACGCAGUAAAAGUUGCCAAUGCAACACUUGAAGAGCUGAACCAACAACUAGAGUGUUAACAUCGGCUCUUUGGUGGUGAAUAAUCACUAUGAAUUACUACAGUAUGCACUACAACACUUCUACACUGCCAUAGCACUUUAACACUGAUUACGCUACAAUAACACUAUUCCACUUAAACACUGAUUGCGCUACGAUAACACUGUCUCACUGCUUUGUCGCUUUAAUAACGCUAUUCCAUUUUCACACUGAUUACGCCACUGUAACACUACUGUAGUUCACUGCCUCUACUGACCACAUUGCACACCAAUUACCUGUUUGUGCUGGUCUAUUGAGAUCUUGCUUUUGCCAACUGCCACACAUAUCUGACACAUAUCUGACAUAUUUAAUACAUGUUUAGUAUAGAUGUGAUUUGUGUCUUUACAACUUAGUCAUUUGCCAUAAGUACCCUGUGCUACUCUGUUCUUAACUGCCUAAUUCUUUUUCGUAUACUGCGCUGUGUGUGCUGUUUAGUAAAGAUUAAAGUAAAACAUAUUUCAUUCUGUUUUGAUUGAGUAAAUCAGUAGGCUAAAAAAGCAUGCCUUAGAUUGCUGCCUAUGCCUGGCUAUUGCAUUGUGUAACUGUAGGUACGUAGUUAUUGCAACCAAUAACAAUAAAUAUAUUGACAAAAAUAAACAUGUAUUGAAAAACAAACAUGUCAUCUGGUGAUUUUUUAAAAUGCUAUAAAAUAAUUACGUUGAUAUGAUAUAUAAAUUAAACGUGUCUGGUGAUGUUGUGCUUCUCUUCA